AGCUCGUGCACACAAUCCCUUCCCCCUUCUGAAUGCCCGCGCUCUGCUCGUGCUCGACAACGGUUUAUUGUAUCGGACAUAAGAAGCGACGGAGCUCCAGCGCUGAUAUAAAACAGAACGGCUAGCCAUCUAAACUUCAAGUAUGGCAGCGAUUCGCAAGAAGCUGGUGAUUGUAGGAGAUGGAGCGUGCGGUAAAACCUGUUUACUUAUCGUCUUCAGUAAAGACCAGUUUCCUGAAGUCUAUGUCCCCACGGUGUUUGAAAACUAUGUCGCCGACAUUGAGGUUGAUAGCAAACAGGUGGAACUUGCUCUGUGGGAUACCGCAGGACAGGAGGACUACGAUAGGCUCCGUCCCCUUUCAUACCCAGAUACUGAUGUCAUUCUUAUGUGCUUCUCUGUUGACAGUCCUGACAGUUUAGAGAAUAUUCCAGAGAAGUGGACACCUGAGGUGAAGCACUUUUGUCCAAACGUUCCCAUCAUCCUCGUCGGCAACAAAAAGGAUUUGCGGAAUGAUGAACACACACGCAGGGAGCUGACUAAGAUGAAGCAGGAGCCUGUUAAGGCAGAGGAAGGAAGAGACAUGGCCAAUCGGAUUGGAGCAUUUGGUUACAUGGAGUGCUCAGCCAAAACAAAAGAUGGUGUUCGGGAGGUGUUUGAAAUGGCCACUAGAGCAGCGCUGCAGGCACGCAGGGGAAAGAAGAACAACAAAUGCUGUCUGCUGUGAAUACUAGCCAUUGGACUCUGUGCCUGUACUGGGGCUCAAAAAGAGUGUGUCUGAGGGGCACAGACCCCUCCCCCACCUUCCCCCGUCACAUUCGCCAAAUGUUUUUGGGAAAGAGAUCCCAGAUAAAAAGCUUUGUUUUGUCUCCUCUUUUUUUUUUUUUUUCUCUUCGGUCUUAUUUUUAGUCGUGGAGAUGUUUAUCAGUAUUUAAGAGAACUUGGACAAAUGGGACUAUUUUUGAUGCUUUACCUGAAUUUGUGGUAUCAUUCAAGCUUGCCCAUUUGCCAAAUGCUGUCAUGUGACCCUGUGGGCAGUUGGAAAAGUGUGAUCAUGUGAGCUGCAAUUCAGUACUUCAGCCCAUCCCUCAUAUGUUGGGCUCUUUUUUUCUGCAACAUGAAACCGAGCUGAACUUGAUUGUUGCUGUAUGUAUGUAUGGAUAAUUUUAAGGUUUUCUUUUAGAUAAGGGCAAGAUUGGGAUUUUUGAACAAAAGUACAAAAUAGCUGUUUUAAAGCAAAAAGGGGGCAUGGGGUGGGUGGGGGUUUAUGUAUAUUACAUACAUGUACAUAUGAACGUGUGUAAUUAUAUGUACACGCAUUCAGGAUUGGAAACCGUAUUUGUAAACUAGACUUGGUAAUCUUGUGUAAUAAAAGAUGUUCUAUAAGGAGCAACUCUGUGUGUGUGUGUGUGAGAGAGAGAGAAUGAUCAGGUUCCUUCACAAACUAGCAGAAUGUAAAUGAACAGAAAAAAAAUACCAUUUUGAUUCUGCUUCCUUUUUGUAAGUAGCUCACCAAAACAAUACACUUCUGUUAUUUAUUCAUUACAGAUCUGCUAUUCAUAAAGUUAUACAUCUCUUUUUUCAUGAAAUAAAAAUGUUAAUCAGA
This is a messenger RNA of Carassius auratus (goldfish), 1603 nucleotides long. Its product is annotated as rho-related GTP-binding protein RhoA-B. Gene Ontology annotation, molecular function: GTPase activity; GTP binding. The record is from RefSeq and is a predicted model, not a curated record. NCBI's taxonomy places the organism in Eukaryota, Metazoa, Chordata, Actinopteri, Cypriniformes, Cyprinidae. The coding region runs from base 143 to 724 and encodes 193 amino acids. Gene Ontology annotation, biological process: small GTPase-mediated signal transduction. The transcript is spliced from 5 exons.